Messenger RNA from Drosophila subobscura, 5442 nucleotides. It is a transcript of the gene sol, whose product is annotated as calpain-D. Gene Ontology annotation, molecular function: calcium-dependent cysteine-type endopeptidase activity. Gene Ontology annotation, biological process: proteolysis. The record is from RefSeq and is a predicted model, not a curated record. The transcript has 7 exons. NCBI's taxonomy places the organism in Eukaryota, Metazoa, Arthropoda, Insecta, Diptera, Drosophilidae. Gene Ontology annotation, cellular component: cytoplasm.
GUUAAUCAGGUGGGCCGUUCUUAUUGUUGCUGUCCGAAGUUUGUAUCUACAACAAGGUCUGCCCAUACAAUCUGCUAAAUAUGUGUUGUGCUGCAACAGUUAAAAGUGUGAAAGGAGCGCGCGGCGUGAAACUGUCGAAAGCAAUUGCCAUUGCCUGGGUCUACUGGUGCUCGCUGUGAGGCUCUGUCCGCCCCCCACCCCGCCACACAACAGCACAACUCGAACAACAACGGGCGCUGAUAACGGUAGCUUCAGACGCAGCAGCCAUAGGCCAUAGGCAGAGCGAAAGCUCCAGUUCAAGCUAGUGGCAGGGCAGCCAGCCCCAACUCCAAGCAGUUCAACAGCAGCUACGCUGUUGGCCCCCUGCCCCGGCCUCUGUCCCUUUUACCCAGCCAUUCAGUGUCAGUCAUGGGCACCAUCUCAUCGGUGCUGCAGUGGUCGUGCACCAAGUGCAAUACGAUCAAUCCAACUGAAUCUCUCAAAUGCUACAAUUGCGGUACUGUGCGCAAGGUGUUUCCCAGUCCUACCGCAACAUUGUCGUCGCACCAGACGGUCACAGCGACAGCAACAACAACUACACAGCGACAGCCCAGCACUUGGAUACAUCGACAGCGAGCACCCCCGCAUCCGGCAGAAGCGUUGCCAGCUGAUGGAGAGUCGCUGGAUAGGAGCAAAACGGUAACCAGAAAUGAAUACAACAAACAUGUCUACAAGUCGCUGCUGCGCGGCUGUCUGAAGCGACCGCAGCGGAAUAGCCAGAACCUGCCCGCCAAUUGCGUGGAUUGCGAGGAUACGCGAAAGUACAUCAAGAGCUCCAUCGAGCUGUAUCGCCACUUCUCGAAUCCGGCGUUGAACCGACGCUGGAUCUGCCACGCCUGCGAGACGGACAACAAUUCGGUGACCUGGCACUGCUUGAUCUGUGACACGGUCAGCUAUCUGGCGCCCAUCUACAAGGACGCAAUUGCUGGCCAAGAGCUGGCUGCUGCUGGCAGUGUGUUGGGCAGCAAGGGGGAUUUGCUGGUGGACAGAUCGGAACCGAAUAAUCAUCACCAGCAUCAGCACCAGCACCAGGAGGAGCAACAGCAACAGCAACAGCAGCAACAACAACAACAACAACAUUCCCAAAAACGACAGCUCAAGGGCAGUGGUCGCAGCGGUAGAUUCUCACUAUUUCGUCGCACCCAAAGCCUGAGCACGGCCAUUGACAAGAGCUCCUCGGGUCGCAGCUGUCACAUUUGCUAUGUGAACAAUCAGAGCAAGGAUAUCUUCAAUUUGCCGCAAUCCAAGCCGCAGCUAGUGGCCGCAGGUGCUCCUCCGUUGGCCAGCUGCAGCAAUUCCCGUUUUGCCAUUGCCAAUGACACAUUCUGUCGCCGCAAGCAGAACAACAAUAACAAGAACCAAAAUAAAGUUGUGCGCGAAAGUUGCGCCAAAAAGAAAUAUAAUUUUACGAUCACAACGCUGUCGCGAUCGGCGGCCAAGGAGGUGCCCAAGUCGAUAGCCAAGCCGCUGCGACAGCAACUCCUCCUGCAGCAGCAGCAGCAGCAGCAGCCGACGACGAAGCAACAGCAAGCGAAUGCGCAGCGUGAGCCAGCAGCAGUGAGUAUGAAUCCAACACAGUUCACCAUACCGAGGAACGGAGUCUUCAUAGCGGUCAAUGAGUGGUCAGAGCCGACAACCAGCAGCAAUGUGGCCAGUGGAAAGCGCACUCAGCAGCAGCAGCAGCAGCAGCAGCAGCAACACAAUAACAACAACAACAACAGCAGCAAUAGCAACAAAAACAACAACAAGGAGCAACAGCAGCUAUACGAGAACGAUUGCGUGGCCUUGGCCCAGCAGCAGCUGAGGGCAAGCGCGGCACAGGCAGCACAGAUAGCAGCAACCGCCGUGGCUGUGCCCGAGAUUAGCUCACCUGUGGCUGUGGCUGCGGCUGAGCAGCCGCUGCCGGCAAUGCCCAUCUACGCACAGGUGAACAAGCAGCACAAGCUCAAAAAGAAACAGCAGCAGCAGCAGCAGCAGGAAGCGCUGGCCAACAACAAUGGCCUCAACAGCGUUGAGGCGGCAGCAGCAGCGGACAACGGCAGUGGCAGCGAAGCUGUGACAGGAUUUGGUUGCCUGGGCGCCAGCACCGAUGGCAGCGGCGAGGCCAGCGAAACAGAAUCGAGCAGCACACAGCCGGAGCUGCAUGUCGAAGAGCAUUCCAUUUACGCCAAGGUCUGGAAGGGACCACGCAAGGCGACAGAAUCGAAAAUCACGCAUGAACCGCGUCCCAACGCCGCCUCAAGCUCAAGCUCAGCAGCGACUGUCGGGCAACGCAACGACAAUAAGCCGCUGCUGGUGUUGGCUGCCCACAGCAGUCGCAGCAAGAUGUGGACAUGCAUCAAAUGUUCCUACGCCUACAAUCGUCUCUGGCUGCAGUCCUGCGAGAUGUGCGAGGCCAAGCUGGAGCAGCAGCAGCAACAGCAGCAGCAGCAGGCAGGUGCGUAAACGGCGCAGAACUCUCCCGAAUUUGUGUUAAUAAAUUGUCUUGCAGAGACACCCACGCAUCGCGAUGAACCGUGGACCUGCAAAAAGUGCACGCUGGUCAACUACUCGACGGCCAUGGCCUGCAUUGUGUGUGGCGGCUCCAAGCUGAAGAGCAUCUCCUCCAUCGAAGACAUGACGCUGCGCAAGGGCGAGUUCUGGACCUGCAGCCAUUGCACGCUGAAGAACUCGCUGCAUUACGGCAUGUGCAGUGCCUGCAAGUCGAUACGCCUGCUGCCGGUCGAGACGGUGCGCGAGCGUCCCGACGGCCAGUCGUAUGAGGAGCAAGACGCAGCCGCUGCCGCAGCCGCAGCCACUGCUGCUGGGCAGCAUCUACCAGCGGGCAGCGCUGGCAAUGAGGCGAAGACGCCCACAGUCAUGUCUAUGCCCAUGCCGAUGCCACUGUCCAUGCCCAUGGCCAUGCCCAUGCCUAUGCUGCAGCUGCCCGCAGCUGUGGUGCAUCGUGGCUCGCGCAGUCCAUCGCCCAUGCCACAGCAGCAGCAGCAGCAAUCGCAAUCGCAGAUGCAGCCAGUGAGAAGCUCCUCGGGUGCCAUACCAAAAAGACACAGCACCGGCGGCUCCAUUGUCCCACGUAACAUUUCCAUUGCCGGGCUGGCGGCCGGCACUUCGGCCUACAACAUACAGCAGCAGGGAACGCCAGCAGCUGCUGGCGCCAAGAAGUGGCAGUGUCCGGCCUGCACGUACGAGAACUGCGCCGCCUCCGUGGUCUGCGACAUCUGCUCGAGUCCGCGCGGCCUGGUGAACGCUGUCAUCGGGGAUGCUCUGUCCAGGAAGUCCAUACGCGUGGCCCUCACCGACAUCAGGCAGGAGAGCAAGCUGAUGGAGAACCUGCGCCAGCUGGAGGAGACCGAGGCGCUGACCAAGUGGCAGAAUAUCAUUCAGUAUUGCCGCGACAACAAUGAGCUCUUCGUGGACGACUCCUUUCCGCCAGCGCCCAAGAGUCUCUACUACAACCCGGCGAGCAGCGCCACCGAGGGCAAUCCCGUGGUGCAGUGGCGUCGCCCCCACGAAAUCAACUGCGACGGUGGGGCGUAUCCACCGUGGGCUGUGUUUCGCACUCCCCUGCCGUCGGACAUCUGCCAGGGUGUGCUGGGCAACUGCUGGCUGCUCAGCGCAUUGGCCGUGCUGGCGGAGCGGGAGGAUCUGGUGAAGGAGGUGCUCGUGACGAAGGAGAUAUGCGCACAGGGCGCCUACCAGGUGCGCCUCUGCAAGGAUGGCAAGUGGACCACGGUGCUGGUGGAUGAUCUGCUGCCGUGCGACAAGCGCGGCCACUUGGUCUACUCGCAGGCGAAGCGGAAGCAGCUCUGGGUGCCGCUGAUCGAGAAGGCGGUGGCCAAGAUUCAUGGCUGCUACGAGGCACUCGUCUCCGGCCGUGCCAUCGAGGGCUUGGCCACGCUGACGGGCGCUCCCUGUGAGAGCAUACCGCUGCAGGCCAGCUCCCUGCCCAUGCCCAGCGAGGAUGAGCUCGAUAAGGAUCUGAUUUGGGCGCAACUUUUGAGCUCGCGCUGCGUGCGGUUCCUCAUGGGCGCCAGCUGCGGCGGCGGCAACAUGAAGGUCGACGAGGAGGAGUAUCAGCACAAGGGACUGCGUCCCCGGCACGCCUACUCCGUGCUGGACGUGAAGGAUAUACAGGGGCAUCGGCUGCUGAAGCUGCGCAAUCCCUGGGGCCACUAUUCGUGGCGUGGCGACUGGUCGGAUGACUCCUCGCUGUGGACGGACGACCUGCGGGACGCCCUGAUGCCGCACGGCGCCUCCGAGGGCGUCUUCUGGAUCUCCUUCGAGGACGUGCUCAACUAUUUCGACUGCAUCGAUAUCUGCAAGGUGCGCUCCGGCUGGAAUGAGGUGCGCCUGCAGGGCACACUGCAGCCCCUGUGCUCCAUCUCCUGUGUGCUGCUCACCGUGCUGGAGCCCACCGAGGCGGAAUUUACGCUCUUCCAGGAGGGUCAGCGCAAUUCCGAGAAGUCACAGCGCUCCCAAUUGGAUCUCUGUGUUGUGAUAUUCCGCACCCGCUCGCCGGCGGCACCCGAAAUCGGGCGUCUCGUGGAGCACAGCAAGCGGCAGGUGCGCGGCUUUGUGGGCUGCCACAAGAUGCUGGAGCGUGACAUCUACUUGCUGGUUUGCCUCGCCUUCAAUCACUGGCACACUGGCAUCGAGGAUCCGCAUCAGUAUCCGCAGUGCAUCCUCGCCAUCCACAGCUCAAAGCGUCUGCUUGUGGAGCAGAUAAUACCCUCGCCGCAUCUCCUGGCCGAUGCCAUCAUCAGUCUGACGCUGACCAAGGGCCAACGGCACGAGGGACGCGAGGGUAUGACCGCCUAUUACCUCACCAAGGGCUGGGCGGGUCUGGUUGUGAUGGUUGAGAAUCGGCACGAGAACAAGUGGAUUCAUGUCAAGUGCGACUGCCAGGAGAGCUACAAUGUGGUGUCCACACGAGGCGAGCUCAAGACCGUGGACUCGGUGCCGCCGCUACAAAGGCAAGUGAUUAUUGUGCUAACCCAGCUGGAGGGCAGCGGCGGCUUUAGCAUCGCUCAUCGUCUCACGCAUCGGCUGGCCAACUCGCGGGGCCUGCACGACUGGGGACCGCCUGGAGCCACGCACUGUCCACCAAUCGAAAAUGUACACGGGCUGCAUGCACCGCGCCUGAUCACCUAAGGAUGGCACGCAUGAAAAUAAUGAAUGAAUCAACGCAUAAACGGAUGGGUGGGGGGAUUAUGCCUGGAGCACUGGUUAAAGAUAACGAACGAUUAAUGAUGAUGAUGAUGAUGAUUCCUUUCGAUGUUCUCUCGAUGUGUACUUAUGUAUGUUCUUGAUUUCCAUUCGUCUCCGCUCUAGUCGAUGUUUUGUAAACGUAUUACGUACCACACACACAUACAACAACAACAACAAAAAAUACCAAAACCCAAA